This is a messenger RNA of Penicillium alfredii, 618 nucleotides long. Its product is annotated as dynactin subunit 5. The transcript is spliced from 2 exons. The record is from RefSeq and is a predicted model, not a curated record. Bases 1 to 618 code for a protein of 205 amino acids. NCBI's taxonomy places the organism in Eukaryota, Fungi, Ascomycota, Eurotiomycetes, Eurotiales, Aspergillaceae.
AUGCCACCCAAAGUCGCCAAGGGCGAGUAUAUCGAGACGGACACCGGCAACAAGAUCUCGCGCCGCUCCCAAAUCCAUGGAACACAACAUAUCAUCCUGGGCGGAAAAACCGUCAUCCAAGCCGAAGCCGUGAUCCGCGGCGAUCUCUACCGGCUACAUUCCUCCGCCAGCGGCGACCCCAACAACCCCGCGACACCCACCCCCACCACGCAACCUAACACCCCCAGCGUCGCCAUCACCGUCGGCCGGUACAGCUACAUUUCCAAAGCCGCAAUUUUGCGCCCGCCCAGCCGCCUGCACCGCGGUGUGCACUCCUUCUACCCGCUGAAGAUCGGUGACCAUGUUUUUGUCGGCGAGUCUGCUGUCAUCGAGGCUGCCUCGCUCGGGAACCAUGUCCAUGUGGGUGCCCACGCCUCUGUCGGGAGUAUGGCAAUUAUCAAAGAUUUUUCGUGCGUGCUUGACGGCGCCGUUGUUCCGCCGGGGAUGGUCGUGCCCAGUUGGUGUGUGGUUGGUGGGCAGCCUGCGAGGAUUGUCGGUGAGGUCGGCGAGGGCUAUGGGGUCGAGGGUGCCGAGGGUGGGUUGGCUAGAGAGAGGUAUCGGGUUGUUGGGAAGCCUUGA